Chenopodium quinoa (quinoa) is the source of this 3206-nucleotide messenger RNA. RefSeq names its product heat shock 70 kDa protein 16-like. Lineage: Eukaryota; Viridiplantae; Streptophyta; Magnoliopsida; Caryophyllales; Amaranthaceae. Gene Ontology annotation, cellular component: cytosol; nucleus. Gene Ontology annotation, biological process: protein folding. The record is from RefSeq and is a predicted model, not a curated record. Gene Ontology annotation, molecular function: ATP-dependent protein folding chaperone; ATP binding. The coding region runs from base 480 to 2798 and encodes 772 amino acids. The transcript is spliced from 10 exons.
GUGGUCAUCCACAGACGUUAUGCUUACUUUUGUGAAUUGGCUCAAUACCAAACCAAGUCACAUAAACACAAAACCAAUUAAAACACCACCUUUCGUAAUUCAAAUACAAAAAAAAAAGAAAGAAGACGAAGGGCCAUUGUUCAUCUUUCCAAUAAAUAUUUUUCCGUCAAAUUCGGAUUUUUUAAGAUUCUCAAGCACGUUUACUUCUUAACUUCACCAAAAUUUGGAAUUUUAUCAAUUUCACAUCACUACAUUUUUUGCAAUUCCUUUGAAAAUUCAAAAUCUAAAUUCACGAAGAAAGUUGAAUCUCUCUGAAAUUUCUUCGCAUUUUCUCUCUCCAUUUUCUAGGGCUCCUUUUCUUCGAAUUUCGGCAUUUCUGUAAUUUUGGAAUCGUCUAUUUCUUUACGAUGAGGAAGUCGUGCUGAACCGGGUUAUUGAUUAUUGUAUAUUAGGUGAUAUUGUAGUGACAUCUAGGCAACAUGAGUGUGGUGGGAUUUGAUAUUGGAAACGAGAACUGUGUUAUUGCGGCUGUGAAGCAUAGGGGGAUCGAUGUGUUGUUGAAUGAGGAAUCGAAACGUGAGACACCGGCUGUGGUGUCGUUUGGGGAGAAGCAGAGAUUGUUUGGUUCUGCAGGGGCUGCUUCUGCGACCAUGAAUCCGACGUCAACAAUCUCUCAGGUCAAAAGAUUGAUAGGUCGGAGAUAUGACCAUCCCAAGGUUCAAGAGGAUUUGAGGAUGUUCCCAUUUGAGACUUCUGAGGGUCCAGAUGGCGGUGUUCUGAUCCAUUUACAGUACUUGGGCAAACGACAUACCUUUACACCUGUGCAAAUGUUGGGAAUGCUUUUCUCACAUUUAAAGCAGACAGCUGAGAAAUGUUUGGAAGCACCUGUUAAAGAUUGUGUGAUUGGGAUCCCCUCGUACUUCACUCAUUUGCAACGGAAGCUAUAUCUAGAUGCUGCAACUAUUGCAGGUCUUACGCCGUUAAGGUUGCUGCAUGACUGCACAGCUACCGCCCUUGGUUAUGGGGUUUACAAGACAGACUUCUCCAACAAGGGCCCAUGCUACGCUGCCUUUGUGGAUAUUGGGCACUCUGAUACUCAAGUCGCAGUUGUCUCAUUUGAACCUGGACAUAUGAAAGUACUUUCUCAUGCUUCCGACAGUAACUUGGGGGCUAGAGACUUUGAUGAGGUGCUCUUUCGUCACUUUGCUUUGCAGUUUAAACAACAGUAUAAUAUUGAUGUUCCUUCUAGCCGUCGAGCUUGCAUUCGGCUUCGGGCAGCUUGUGAGAAAUUGAAGAAGGUCUUGAGUGCAAACCCUGAAGCACCUUUGAACAUUGAGUGUUUGAUGGAUGAGAAAGAUGUGAAGGGUUUUAUUACAAGGGAUGAAUUUGAAAAAUUCUCGUCAAAUCUGUUGGAGGGAAUGGCUGAACCAUGUAAAAAGGCUCUGAUGGAUGCUGGUGUGGCAGCAGAGAAGAUACAAUCUGUGGAGCUUGUUGGUUCAGGAUCUCGAAUUCCAGCUAUUUCUAGAGUGUUAGCGUCUGUUUUCAGAAGAGAACCAAGCCGGAAAUUGAAUGCCAGUGAAUGCGUCGCUCGUGGUUGUGCGCUGCAAUGUGCUAUGUUUAGUCCAAAUUUCCGUGUUAAAGAUUACGAGGUGGAGGAUUCGCUACCAUUUUCCAUAGGACUCCGUUUACCUGAUGAGGGUCCAAUACAUGCACUUCCAAAUGGUGUAUUAUUUCCCAAAGGUCAUCCAAUCCCUAGUGAGAAAGUGUUCAAGUUGCAGAAAAGUAGUGAAUUUCAGUUGGAAGCCUUUUAUGCUGAUGUACAUGACUUACCUCUGGGUGUAUCUCCUAGAAUCAGCGUAUCCACGAUUGGGCCUUUUCCCAUGGCCACUGAAAAUGCUCAUAUAAAGGUUAAAGCUCAUCUAACUCUCCAUGGGACUGUUAAGUUACCAUCAGCCACUCUUGUAGGGGCUUAUGUGGAUGAACCAGUUUUGAGGAGUGCAGACAAGUCCUCAGAAAGGAUGGAAGCUGAAUAUGAUUAUGGAUCUCAUGACACAGAAGAUAAUGCCGAAGAUAAAUAUUCUGCACCCAAGCCAGUGCCUGCAUUUUAUAGUCACAACGGAAAGGGUAAAGCCAUGACUCGGCUACCUGUACCUAUAGUUGAGGAUGUUUGUGGACACUUAAGUGAGGCAGAGCUUAUCAAAGCUAGGGAGAAGGAAGCUGAACUGACCAAGCAAGAUUGUAAUGUUGAACAAGCUAAAGAGAAGAAAAACACCCUGGAGUCUUAUGUAUAUGAAACCCGCAAUAAGAUUUUGAAUACGUACAAGGAUUUUACUGCUGAGUCAGAAAAAGAACAAAUCUGCAAGGAUUUGCAGCAGACAGAGGACUGGCUUUAUGAGGAGGGAGAUGAUGAAUCUGCUCAUGUUUAUGCUGAGAGGCUGCAGGAUCUUAAACAGAUGGUGGAUCCAAUUGAAAUUCGAUGUAAGGAAGAAGAGGCCCGACCUCAGGCAGUGAGGAAUUUACUUGAAGUAAUAAAGGAGUGUAGGACAGCUAGUAAAAGAGAAGCUGUACUUGAGGAAUGCAAUAAAUUGGAACGAUGGCUCGAAGAAAAUAUUCAGAAGCAGGCUUCACGGCCUAAAAACAUUGAUCCAGUGAUAUGGUCAAGUGAUGUUGAAGAAUUAACAAAAACCCUGCGAGAGAUGUGUUUUAGGCAAGCAAACUCAAAGGGUUCUCACGCUAAGCCAGAGGAUAAUAUGUACUCUGAUCACAGGAGCAAACGAGAUGACAUGGAAGUAGAUUGACGCAAUAUAAGACCAAACAUUGUGGCAUUAUUACUAAUCAUUCUGGUGAGCAGUAAUGUUUUUUGUACCUAGAUUUUUGCAACAUUUUGGGAUUUAACAGUUGCCCUAUAUGGCCUACACUGUAGAUUUGAAUUGUCAUUAUUUUUGUAUCUCAAACACCUCCCCCCACCACCCGCCCCCAUCCCCGCCCCUGAAAAAAGAAAAACAAGAAAACAAAGGGUUAGAGUUGAUGAGUAGCUUGAGUUAUCCUGCGAUGUUACAAACAUGUAAACAUCUGUGCUAUGCUUUAGAUGAGUCGGCGACAUUCACACACCUAUUGAAUCUUUUGACUUUCUUAGUGAUGCCUUCUGAAUGUAAACUGACUAUUAUUCCGUAUAUGCAAUAAAUAGUAUUUUAUUUCUUUGUGUA